This is a messenger RNA of Tachysurus fulvidraco (yellow catfish), 1812 nucleotides long. It is a transcript of the gene slc67a2, whose product is annotated as major facilitator superfamily domain containing 9. The transcript has 7 exons. The record is from RefSeq and is a predicted model, not a curated record. Lineage: Eukaryota; Metazoa; Chordata; Actinopteri; Siluriformes; Bagridae. Gene Ontology annotation, molecular function: transmembrane transporter activity. Gene Ontology annotation, biological process: transmembrane transport. The coding region runs from base 72 to 1607 and encodes 511 amino acids.
CACGUGUUUUUGUAAAGACAGAAACGCUGCUGCAGCUUCCGUGUGAACUGCAGUGGGCUGUGAGUGGAAGAAUGAAACACUCUGAAUGUAAUCAUUUUCACGAAUCUAAGAGACCUGCGUGGAUUAUAAAAUGCAUAUACAUGGUUGGGUUUAUGGACCUCUUUGGGGUCAGUAUGAUCAUCCCUCUACUGAGUCAUCACGUGAAGGCAUUAGGAGCAAGCCCGAUAGUCUCUGGAGUAGUGGGAUCCACAUAUGGUGUUUUACAGCUUUUCUCCAGCACUUUAGUAGGUAGCUGGAGUGAUGUAGUGGGGAGGCGCUCUUCUUUACUUACGUGCCUUCUGCUCAGUGCAUUCGGAUACGGCCUUCUGGGGAUGUCCACCUCUAUUGCCCUGUUUGUGCUGGCCCGAAUUCCUGUGGGGCUUUUUAAACACUCCUUGUCCAUUUGCCGAGCUCUCCUGUCAGAUAUCGUGUCAGAGACUGAGCGCCCUCUGGUGAUGGGUCAUUUCAAUGCAGCUUCCAGUGUGGGAUUCAUCCUGGGCCCAGUGGUAGGAGGCUACCUUACUGAACACGAGGGAGGAUUUUAUAUGUCCUCCUUUGUCUGUGCUGUUAUCUUCCUCCUUAAUGCAGGUUUGGUUUGGAUGUUACCAUGGACUGAGAUUCAAAAUCAACAUUUAACUGCUAACAGUAACGGUAAAAACAGACAGACGUAUGACCGGCUGGGAAACUGCGAUGCAAACCAUCAUGGUUGUUCCGUGUCUUCGAAAACCCAUAGUUCUGCUGGAUCUCUGUGCAAGGACUGGGGUAAUAUGGCUCUACUCCAGCUGACUUCAGUAGGAGCACAAAUCCGCAUUGUGGCCUCUUCUGACCUGUGGGAUGUGUUCCUGGUGCGCCUACUAAUGGCGCUGGCAAUCAUGCUUUAUCACAGUAACUUCUCUCUGGCCAUGGAAGAGCGCUUUGAUUUGAAACCCAAAGUGACAGGGUACAUGAUCAGCUACAGUAGCAUGCUGGGUGCACUGGCUGGGUGCCUGGUGGGCCCCAUGACUCGUCUGUACAGAGGCAAUAUGUCUGCUCUGCUGCUGCACUCCACAGCCUUCACAUGCACAUUGAUCUUCCUGUAUGCCUCAGCAGGCAGCGUCUGGAACGUGCUGCUCUCCUCCACGUUCUUUGCCGUCUCUACCAGCGUGGGCCGCACCUGCAUUACAGACCUGGAGCUGCAGCAUGGAGGCAGUGUGAAGGCCAGUGGAACCUUAAUCGGUGCGGGCCAGUCAGUGACGGCAGUGGGGCGCAUUUUGGCACCGCUGCUCUCCGGUCUGACUCAGGAAAUAAGCCCAUGUGGUCCACCAAGUCUCGGGGUGCUGCUGGCUCUCUCAGCUCUGGUGCUAGUGCUUGUCAGGACCCCAAGCGUGGCUUUCACUUUGGCCGACCUUGUCGAUCCUGUGGCUUCAACUGAGGUCUCCGUAGCAGAGGGUUUCUUGCCUCACCGCUGCCUUGCUCCGGAGGCUCUGGGCUCCAUAUCGCCGGGGAAGAUACGAUUUGCUGUCCUUCUCCCUCGUGCUCAGAGUCUCUGGUCCUGUUUUGAGAGUGCCGCUGUGGAGCUGAGUGCCUGAAAGAAGCGGAGCCGGAGCUCAGGGUUGAUAAGCCAUACCCCUUCUGCUCUUCAUUUACCUCAUCUACUGUGGCCUCCUUAAAGGGCUCCAGCCUCCUCAGAGAUGUCGCUGGCAUGGAGGGGGUACGGAAAGGCUGUCUAGAUCUGGGCCUGGCUGAAGGGUAGCUAGGUUUUAUCACAAUGUCAGCAUCACCUGGAAAAAUACA